This is a messenger RNA of Fukomys damarensis (Damara mole-rat), 940 nucleotides long. RefSeq names its product dehydrogenase/reductase SDR family member 2, mitochondrial-like. The record is from RefSeq and is a predicted model, not a curated record. Gene Ontology annotation, molecular function: carbonyl reductase (NADPH) activity. Lineage: Eukaryota; Metazoa; Chordata; Mammalia; Rodentia; Bathyergidae. The transcript has 8 exons.
AUGUUUCGACCUCUGACCCUGAAGAGUCUCAUGCCUCUGGCACCUCCACGCCUCAUGAGAAGCACCAGCAGUGGGACCAAUAAUGGGCUCAAACUGGCCAACAAAAUCGCAGUGGUCACAGGAUCCAUGCUUGGGAUUGGCUUCGCCGUCGCCCGGUGUCUGGCCCAGGGCGGAGCCCAUGUGGUCAUCAGCAGCCGGAAGCAGCAGAAUGUGGACCACGCAGUGGCCACGCUGAAGGGGGAGGGGCUCAGCGUGACGGGCACCGUGUGCCACGUGGGGAAGGCCGAGGACCGGGAUUGGCUGGUGACCAUGGCUCUGAAACGCUGUGGGAGCGUGGACUUUCUGGUGUGCUCAGCAGGGGUCAACCCCUUGGUGGGAAGUACCCUGGGGGGCAGUGAGGAGACCUGGGACAAAAUCAUGGACGUCAAUGUGAAGGCACCAGCCCCCCUUCUGAGAUAGCUGCUGCCCUACAUGGAGAAGAGGGGGAGAGGGCAAGGUUCAGUGGUCCUGGUCUCCUCCAUUGCUGCCUAUUUCCCAGUUACUAAGCUGGGAGUCUGCAGUGUCAGUAAAACAGCCCUACUGGGCCUCACCAAGACUCUGGCAGUGGAACUGGCACCAAAGAACAUCCGGGUGAACGGCCUAGUACCAGGAAUCAUAGAAACGGCGUUCAGCAAAGUGCUCACUGAAGACAAGGCCUUAAUAGACCAUCUCAACCAUUUUUUCGGUUUACAGAGACUGGGACAGCCUGAGGACCAUGCCGGACUUGUGUCCUUCCUGUGCUCCCCAGACUCCGGCUUCAUCACUGGUGAGAACAUCGCAGUGGCCGGCUUGUCCCCCCAUGUCUGAGGGGCUUCUCCAUGCAGGAGCCCCAUGUGCCUGUGCUCCAAGUGUGUACACUUUAAUUGAAACCCUUCCCUGACAGAAAUAAUAAAGAACGUAG